This is a messenger RNA of Phaeodactylum tricornutum CCAP 1055/1, 2093 nucleotides long. RefSeq lists its product with no specific name. Gene Ontology annotation, cellular component: nucleus. Gene Ontology annotation, molecular function: RNA binding; pseudouridine synthase activity. The record is from RefSeq and is a predicted model, not a curated record. The coding region runs from base 123 to 2093 and encodes 656 amino acids. Lineage: Eukaryota; Bacillariophyta; Bacillariophyceae; Surirellales; Neidiaceae. Gene Ontology annotation, biological process: pseudouridine synthesis. The transcript is spliced from 3 exons.
GGUCUACGAGUGGUACGGCAACUCACAAUCAAUAACGUCUCAGGACCCACCCUUUCAUCACCGAUAGCCACAAUUGGCUGCGACCGCUACACACUGCUUCUCCUCUAAGCACUACUGCAAAGAUGCAAAAGGCGAUAGUCGACCCCACAGAACGAGAGUUAGGUAUCUUGACAUACCAGUCACCGGCGUUAACGGGAUUUACGGCGGUUCUCAAGGCCCGCUAUUCCGACUUUGUCGUUCACGAAGUCGGAAUCGAUGGACGGAUUGCGAAGUUGGAAUCUGUGGAGCCCAAAGCCAGCAACGGUGUCGUAAAAGAAGAAAAAUCCAGGCCGGAAGAACCUGAGAUAAAAAAGCGUAAGCUGAACGAUGACGGUAGCCCAAAUUGGGGCGAACUUGAGUCUGAAUUAAGAGAAUUUGUUGGCGAGCAGGGGGCCACCGAGACUAUUGAACUGCUCCAAAGAGCUAACCCCUCGGAAGAGAAAAUGUUUGUCAAACUACCGCCUUGCGCCGAAAAGGAAACCCGUCGGAACUUGCAUCAAUGGAUUCGGUCUCGUCUGAACUUUUGCGCACGGGCCGAUACAAUCGACGAAACGAAUUCGGAUGGCAAUGCAGUCACUAGAGGGCUUAUUCGCAUUUGGCACAAAUCCUUUGAGAGGAAAAUGCCAAACUACGGAAAGUUUGAGCGGAAUCAGCAAAACCGAAUGCCCCGGGAAAAGGCUCCUUCGGAUAAGCAAUACCUACAGUUUGUGCUAUAUAAGGAAAACAUGGAUACAGGAGCAGCCGUCGGGCAAAUUCAGCAAUUCGUGCAACCACCAGGAGGUGGUCGGGGCCGCGGUCGAGGAGGAAGAGGUAGCUUUAAACAUGGUGGUCCUAAGCUACGAAUGGGAUAUGCUGGAAUGAAAGACAAACGUGGAAUCACGAGUCAAUACAUCACAGUACCGGCGUCAACAUCUCUCCACGCGCUCGCCGGUUUAAAUCGCCCCGGGCAAGGGGGCGGCCAUACGCGCAACGGAGGUGUCGGUAUCAUAAGGGUGGGUAACUUUGAGUACGUUGCCAAUGAACUGAGAUUGGGUCGGUUGAAAGGAAACCGAUUUGAUAUUGCUCUACGAAACAUAGAAUUAGGGUCCGAAACGAAAAAUAUUGGAUCUUCUUUGGAAAGUGCUGCCCAAGCGCUAAAGGACAAUGGAUUUAUAAACUACUUUGGUGUGCAGCGAUUUGGCAAGUAUCACGAUACACAUUUGACUGGUAUCGCCAUUUUGAAAGGCGACUAUGAAGGUGCGAUUGACAUCAUCAUGUCACCGAAGCCUGACGAGAGGCCAAAUAUUGCCGAGGCACGAGCCAUGUGGAAAGAUCGGUUCUCUCACAAUAGCGAUAGGGCAAGUGCCGAAAAAGAAUGCGCGCAGAAGUUAUCCCGACAGUUCAAUAGAUUCAUGCACAGCGAAAUGGCCAUUGUGAAUAGCCUAGCUCGCGAUCCUUUGAACUAUGAGAAAGCUUUUUCUUGUAUUAACAAAACAAUGCGCAUGAUGUUUAUCCAUGCGGUGCAAAGCUAUUUGUGGAAUCACGUCGUCUCAAAUCGUAUUGAAACGUUUGGGGGCAAAGUGUUGGAAGGAGAUUUGGUGCUGGCGGACCCCAACAGUAUUGAUGGGGAAGGCAUUCCUGAAAUUUUGGUGGUCUCAGGAGAGGAUAUUUCCGCAAAUAAAUACACGCUUACGGACGUUGUGGUACCGCUGAUCGGAUCAAAAACGCGCGAUCCGGCCAACGCGUCAGCGGAUCUUUUCGAUACAAUCCUACUAGACAAGGGACUUACUCGCGAAAUGAUGGUGAAAAUGGAAGACCGUGAUUUUAAUAGCGCGGGAGACUACCGUAAGAUGAUCUGUCGUCCUGCGGAUGUGGAUUUUCAAGUGCUCGAGUACACCGAUCCUCAUCAGCCGUUACUACAAACCGAUUUAAUGAUGCUAGAUGGUAUUGAGAUCAAGGCCUCGCUGACCUCCGAAAAGGCAUCUGCUACUGCACUGCUGGCCAUGAUUAUUCGAUUUACUCUACCACCGUCCGCGUAUGCUACUAUAGCACUCCCGAAUAUCAAAGCGAAUUGA